UGUGUUAAUGAGAGCAAAACUACAAAGCAAGUGUAUAUUGAUAAAAUUGAUGAACUCCAACGUAAACUGUUGAUUAUUGAAAAUAAAGCCAAAAAGAAGAAUAUUUCUAAUGAUGAGGAAUACAAGAAUCUCCAAUGCAGCUUGGCAAACGCAAUCAAUAAGAUAAAGCGCCUUGAAAAUGAAAACUCAAGAUUAACUUCCGAUUCUUCUUAUACUGGAGAAUCAGAAAUGAUUAUCAAAGCUUUUCAUGAUCUAAAAUAUGCUUUGCAAUUAGAUGAUCGAGCAAGCCCGCAAGAAGUUGUUAAGUAUAUUGUCUCUGCAUUGAAUAACCAAAAGGAUUCUACAGAUUUUAUAAUGAAUGAUAAUGAAUCUGUUUCAAGGUGUUCAAGUUUUACAUCUGCGCCUGUAUCAUAUGAAAAAUACUGCGGAAAUGCAUUACAAGAAGAAAUAGAUGCGCUUCAAAGAGAGGUUAUUAAUCUCAAUGGAGAAGUUAUUAAAUACUCUAAGUAA
Messenger RNA from Trichomonas vaginalis G3, 510 nucleotides. RefSeq lists its product as uncharacterized. The record is from RefSeq and is a predicted model, not a curated record. The transcript has a single exon. The annotation marks the transcript as partial. Lineage: Eukaryota; Parabasalia; Trichomonadida; Trichomonadidae.